Contarinia nasturtii (swede midge) is the source of this 5754-nucleotide messenger RNA. RefSeq lists its product as uncharacterized. NCBI's taxonomy places the organism in Eukaryota, Metazoa, Arthropoda, Insecta, Diptera, Cecidomyiidae. The coding region runs from base 436 to 2091 and encodes 551 amino acids. Gene Ontology annotation, molecular function: structural constituent of chitin-based larval cuticle. Gene Ontology annotation, cellular component: chitin-based extracellular matrix. The transcript is spliced from 7 exons. The record is from RefSeq and is a predicted model, not a curated record.
GGUAGUUAUUUGUAAAUGGUAGAAAUGGUAGAUAGUUUUUACGUGUAUUGUGAAUAAAUACUUUAUAUACAUUUGUACAUUCGAAACGUUGCAUCAGUAUGGACUGACAGUAAAAAGAGAGAAAUUUCUGCAAUGUUUUGAAACAAUACUCAAACACUUUAAUAAAUUCAACACCCACGAAUAAUAAUUUAUCUUUUGUCAUUUAAAUUCAAAAUAUUAUAAUGUAUUAAGAGCAAUUAUAAUUCCUACAUUAGAUAUAACGUGGACUUUGUCUAUAUUCAACGAAAGAAUAUGAAGUAUAACGGGGGGCGGCAGUCCCCAAGUGACGCAAUACCAACAUACAUAUACACAUAUUUAUAUGUGAAUGGACCGCUGAAAUGGCAAAUGCAAAAUACGUACGGACGUACAACAGUGUGAACACGCGCGCGCGUGUGUAUGUGUGACAAUGUGUGGAUUGUAUUUCUUUUGGUUUGUUUUGUGUUGUCACACGAAACAUACGCUCAAACUAGAGGUCGUAGUCGAGUUGAAACUAGCUCACAACAAAUCCGAGACGACAUAGACGAAAAUGGUGACUACGAUGAAGAUAAUGCGUCAGAUAAUUUACAAUAUUACAGAACAUCAUCAGGAAAAGAUGAACAAAAUCGGGUAGUUUUGGUAGCUGCUGAUGAUGAAUACAAUGGUUUGUAUGGUCAUCCGACACCACCAAUAAAAUCUCGCAACGAUUUCAAUCGUCCAGUACUCAAAACGACGUCUAAUGCAGUUCGUACUAAAGAUGUAUCUUCAAAAGAAACAGUUCAAACAAUUCGGAACUACAGUAAAGUAAAUGAUGAUGGUUCUUUCACUUUUGGAUAUGAAGCAGCUGAUGGUAGUUUUAAAGAGGAAACUAGAGGUACAGAUUGUGUUGUCCGUGGUAAAUAUGGUUAUAUUGAUCCGGAUGGUAAUAAACGCGAAUUCACAUAUGUAUCUGGAAAUCCGUGUGAUCCCAAUAAUCCUGACCAGAACGAAGAAGACCCAGAAAAGGAAUCGGACAAAAAUGAACCUGAAAAUGUGCCGGUAAAUUUUCCACGCAAAAUAUUGCGUCCAAGUACUCAACGUCAUCAAACUACUACACAUCCACCAACAACUGUUUUCCAAAACCAAUACACAAGCAACACCUAUAAUUACGAACAAGACGAUGAAGACGAAAAUGCUUCCGCUAGGCCGCAACAUAUUCCUGUUCCAAAAGAAGUUACAAUUAGACAAAAAUCACGAAUUACAAUCAAUCCAACACCUGGUCCAUUAUAUCAAAUUCAAGCUCAAACCAGUGCUAAGAAUAAUUUUCGGAAUACAUUAGAGACAAAUCCACCGGCAACAACAUAUAGACCAACUAUACAGUUUUUCGCUAAAAAAUCCACACCAAUCACUUAUUCCAAACCAUUGGAGUUGACCGACAAUAAGCCGAUACAUUUUGCCACUCUUAGAAAACCAGUUGAUUUUGCAGCAGAAUUUCAAAAAUUCCAACAUGCCAAUAUAGUUACAUCAACUGCAACACCGCCACCAAAAACACAAAAUCUCAAAACGUACCGACCACAGAACACUAUCCAAAAAAUUGAAGUACCGAACGCCACACCUAAUCCUAUUUAUGAAACUAAACUCGUAUUCGAUCCGACAACAGGUCAAAUAGAAUCAUCACUUUUCCCACAAAAUGUAGCCUACCGAAUUCCGGCAACAUAUGUUUCAACUCAACAGCCACAAUUUCAUUCAUCUUCCCAAAUAACUCUAGAGCAAUUGCAGCAACAAAAUCAGCCAGUUUUCCAAAGACAUUUACAAGCAUCUGCAUCUCGCGCACCUCUCCAACUUCCACAAUUUUCACAACAAGUAUAUCAUAAAGACCAUGAAAAUCUCCAAGUGUUGAACUCGCAGCAAUUAUAUGCCCAACAGCAACAAAUACAACAUCACCAACUACAAAAUGAUCGUCUUGAAGCUGCCAAACGACAAUCUCAUAUUCAGAAUCAAUCAAAUCAUAGAUUUCAAAUAGCAACACAAGCUCAACUGAAGCAAUAUCCCGGAUUCUUAUAUCAACCUUCUUCACUUGAUACUUUUCUAAGCUAAAUGACAUUAUUACCAGAAAUUUUACUCCGAUAUUUUUAAGGUACAGAAUUUUUUUUUCAUACUAUACAAGUCAUUUUUCUGUGUUGAAUAGUGUAACAUUGUAAGUUAAUUUUACACUUUUGGUAUACUCCAUUGGCCUAUCUGAAUUUUUCCCCCUCUUCAAUCGGAAAAAAGCCGUUUGAUUGUGUUAAAUUACAUUACAUUUAGAGCACCAUAUAUUCCAAAAAUAUAGAGCACCAUUAGUUGAUUUUCAAUAGUAAAUAUUUCAAACAUUUCUUUUGUAUUUAGUGACAUUCUCUUUUCAUCAAUGUGCCAUCGAAUAAUACAUCAAUAUAGCCCCCUGGAUCAUAUAGCACCCUACCCAAUGAACAAUUUGUAAUACAAAUUCACCCAUUACCAGGCACAAAUCCACGGUAAAAUUUGGACCCGAAUUUGUGUGUAGCUUCAGUUAUUUUUACGGUUGCCAUAGCGUAACAUUCAGGUGUGAAUACAUGGAAAAGAGAAACGACAAUCAUUAGUAUCAAUUGUUUACUACCGUUGUACUGUUCUUAUGAACGCACAACAAUGCCACAAGAUUUGUGUAACACAAAUGGUGUCAAGCCUAGCUAAGCUAACUAAUCGUUAUAAUAUUUGUUUUAUUUGAUAAUUUAUGGAUUCAUGCUGCUGCUUGUCAGUUGACAUUGUUUGGUGGUCUUCUCAACGAAUCAGGCACUAGUACGCCAAACAUCCGACAAAGUCCUGUGUAAUUAGAAGCAAAAACAUUAAAUAAUGAAUAGACUCUAUUUUCAAUUGAUUCAUACCUUUGAGCAUAAUACAUUUUGCAGCAACAAUAUCGCGGUGCCAAACAACUGUCUGUGAAGCAGCAACAUCACCCUGAACAUUUAAAGGCCAAUUUUUGUAGGUAACAUUAACCUUUGACAUUAAACGCCCAUUUCGAAGUAUUCUCGCCACAUCCUGAUGAUUGCCAUUGCGAAUUCGAAGCUUAAUUUCCUUCCGUCCCUUAUCCAAAGCACGUUUGCUAACCGUUGCUACAAUUAUAUUUGGUAGACUAGCGACUGAGUCCGGUAGUCCAGCAAUCGGUUUCGCUUUGCAACCGUAGCACACUUUGAAUCGAAGCGGUUUUGUGUUCGCUGGAAAUCGUUCUUGGCAAUUUGCGCAUGUUUGUGAUGUUCCCCAUUCAUCUUCCAUUUUCACCACUGAAUGGCCAAGUUUCUUGACGCUCACCAAAAGUUUCCGAGAUCCUGGACAUCUUUUCCGUCUCUUCAAACCGAAUGGCCGAUUGGGUGGCAUCUCCGAUGCACCAAAGAUAAUUAUUGACGGCAUGUUGUUGGUCACUGUCAAGGCGAUGUUAUCAUCUACUUGGUUCGACUUCAAUGAAGUCACUUCAUGUAAUGAUCAAAAUCCAGUCGUGAAUAUUUGCGCGUAGCAUAUGCUGACAUUCCUUUUCGUAGCGUUUUGAUGCGAUACUCAAUGUACCAUUUCCAUGUUGAAUUACGCGGUGAUGGUGGACCGAAUGGGUAUGUCUUCAGAUGAUUCUUUUCCUCGAUAUCAAACCAUCCAGCCAAUUUUUUCGCUUCUUUUUCUCUUUGUUUCUGCCGAGUUUCCCAGUAGAAUCGCGUGUUUGGUAUUGUGAUGUUUUCCUUCAAAAUCAUAAAAACAAUUAGUUUCGAUUAAAACACAUUUCAAGUUAGAUUUCAAAAUAUCUCACCUCAACGGCCGGUUCAUCAGGUGUUUUUCGGAUGUUGCGACGCGUUAUAGCCAAGCACGUUUUUUCAUUCGGAUCGAUGCCAAUAACGUAUUUCUUGCCCACAAGAUUGUCCGCCUGUAAAUAUACAUUUUCGUUGCACGCCUGCUCUAGUUUGGUGUACAGUGCCGAAUUGUUUGGAUCGUUUGCCCAAUUGCUUGAUUUUAUCGACGUCGAACAACAAAUUCCAUAGUCCAUCUCGAUCAUGAUCUCUGUAGUAUUCUUCGGGGUAUUUAUUCAGCCGGUUGGUAUCAGUGUUCAGGAAUCUGGGCACCACUUUUAGCUUACUUGCCAAUUUUUUAUACAAAUCUCUCAUAUCCAAGCGCACGCACUUCAAAUGAUAAUCGCAUAACGGUAAAAGAGCAAAACUGUUUAUUUUCCGUGGUCGAUUGUUCGUUGGCUGUUGAAAGUUCGGAUUGUUACGGAAUAUUUCAUGAAUGGUAUUCCAUUGUGCGGCAUCACUGUGAUGAGCUGCUACCUGACGUUGAAUUUGUCCGAACAACCACAACGAUUCAAACCAAUGAUCUUUUACAAAAAAAUUAUAUAUACUCAGCCAUAGACUAGUGGUUAGCGUGCCAGGUUUGUGAGCAUGAGGACACGAGUUCGAUUCUCGGUCAAAUUUCGUCCGGUAUUUUUCCACCGUGAUUCGUUCAAGGAUUAUCAGUGGUUUAAUGAGGAGAAAUUUGGGCCGGGUCUUGGACUUGUGGAGUGCUUCGGAGGGCACUUAAAGCCGUCGGUCCCGUGUGUGUGCACAACGAAUAAUGGGUUCAGCAUAGACAACCGUAAAAUGGAGUGCCUUUACGUUAGGUUGGUGUCUUGGAUAUGUCAAAUAUCCAAUACGUCAACCGUAAAAAGGUAGUGCUGAACUAUUGGUGAAUAUACCGGUAAAUCAGUGGUGGUAGCAUUCCUACAUUAAAUAGAGGAACCCAACGCCAUCUGGAGUAUGGUAGAGUUAUGAGUGUUCACAACAACUGCAGUGAGUUGGGUCCUAAGUGAAGCAAUGGUCUAGGCCCUGCCGAGCAGCUAUGGUCACAGAAGGGCCCUGCCGAACAGCAAGGGCCGCUGAAGACCAUGCUGAACAGAUGGAACCCCGGCAAUCUAGUAGCAUCAUAAAUCAAACGGGCGUCUUGCAAUAGGUAAAUUAACCUGAGCAACGAGAAACUAUGGAUAUUACUGAAAAGUUGACCUAGUAUGCUCCCCGUACAAAUCCAAUAAUCCAAUACAAAAAAUUUCAUGCAUUUUUCGCGUCGCCAUCCAAUUACGACCAGAUCAUCUUAUAAAAUGUUGGACUUUUCUAUUCUUUCCACAUUACCAUUCGUCAAGUCGUUGGAUCGAUAUGCUAACAUUUUGGCAUUUCUGAUGUCGAUGCCAUCAAAUCUCGGACCAUUGGUGUUGUGAUUUUAAUACCAGCAUCGCAUUCGAAAGAAUGACUCAAGUCGAUCUUCACACCAAGUGGUGAGACCAGUUUUCGUAUCCUUGCUUGGUCAUUCGAACUGUUCAUCACUGAAGUUUUCGACCAUGAACCGCAACUCUGGCGGUAUGGGAUUUUGGCUAUUAUUAUUGUAAACAUUUUCGGCCAAUACCGCAUUGAAGCAAUCGAAGAAGAACUGUCGACGAUCCCGUCGCAAAAAGAAUUGACGAUCUUCAUUAUCGAGUGCUUCAUUCACCUUGAAUAAAAUCAAAAGUGAAGCCAAUGAGGCAACUUCCGUCAUUUGAAGACUGCGCUCAAACAAUAUUUGCGUCACAACUGCUGCAUGCUCCAUUGCAACGAAAUUAUUUUCUUCUUCUCUUUCGUCAUCGUAUACCGGCGAAUCGUUGUUAUCUCUUUUUCUUUUCAUUCUCGAAGAACUGAUACAAUAAAACGAAAAUAAAAAAAAGACACAAAUUUAAAAAAAAAUGCACCAAAUAUAGCAUAAAUC